AUGUUUCCUGGUUUAAGUAUUGAGUACUGGAAGGAGAAUAUUAUCCUUCAAAUGGGUAACAAGGUGGGGAGAGCAAUCAAGGUGGAUGAUACUACAUUGAAGAGAGAAAAUGGAUAUUAUGUAAGUGUUUUAGUAGAAGUGGAUAUGUCAAAAUCAAUUCCUAGUAAAAUUAGUGUUGAAUCUGAAUAUGGGAAGUUUGAUCAAUCAGUCCAAAUUCCUAAACUACCAAAGUUUUUUAAUCAUUGUCAAGUGAUUGGCCACUUGGUUGCUGAAUACAGAAUUAAGAGACAAUCACAACUUCAAGAACCAGCUAAGCAGGUACAACCUAAAAAAAUAUGGAAACAUAAAGUAAAGGAAGUUCAAAUUCCUCUAAAAGUGGGUUUUGAUAUAUGCUUUCCAUCCUCUGAGACAGGUAAUGAAACACCUAAAUCUGUAUGCCAGGUGGAGGAAGUUUUUAGAGAGGAAGUAUCUACUGAGAUUAUAAUUCAUCCUACAAUUCAAUGUGGGGAAGCUUCUACUUCAGGUAGAUUUCAAGUACUUCAAGACAAAUCUGAAGAACUGCAGGAAUUAUUGGAAGCUCAAGAUUCAAUACUACAAGUACAACAAAUUCUAGAAGUGAGUUCUAAUACCCCUUCUAUCAACAAUGCAGUAGAUAUUAAGCAGCCAGUUAAUGAAUCUUCAAAUAACGAUACAUCUACUGCUCAAGGCUCCAAAGUGGAAGUUAUGAAAGAAAGCUCUAAAAACAAAGCAAAGAUUACUAAGUCAGUGAGGAAUGUGACAACUAGAACUCAGGCAGCUCAGAAGAUCGGCAGUUCUACAAAUAGCUCAAAAUUUUCAGGAGUGAGGGGUCCUCUUUCUCCUCAACACUCUUCAAAAUGA
Papaver somniferum (opium poppy) is the source of this 879-nucleotide messenger RNA. RefSeq lists its product as uncharacterized. The transcript has a single exon. The record is from RefSeq and is a predicted model, not a curated record. The coding region runs from base 1 to 879 and encodes 292 amino acids. NCBI's taxonomy places the organism in Eukaryota, Viridiplantae, Streptophyta, Magnoliopsida, Ranunculales, Papaveraceae.